Penicillium concentricum is the source of this 960-nucleotide messenger RNA. RefSeq lists its product as uncharacterized. The record is from RefSeq and is a predicted model, not a curated record. The transcript is spliced from 3 exons. NCBI's taxonomy places the organism in Eukaryota, Fungi, Ascomycota, Eurotiomycetes, Eurotiales, Aspergillaceae. The coding region runs from base 1 to 960 and encodes 319 amino acids.
AUGAAUUCGCAAGCUAAACCUCAUGCCUUUAUCAGGUCCCUUGCGCAACAGGUCGCAGACCUUGAGCCCGACUUCCCUUCCCCUGAAGACUUUCAGGAACUUGGAAUCCAGACAUUUGAGGUGUCCUUGAACCCGGAUAAAACUGAACUCAAGUUUGACCCGUGCUUCUUUCAACCACACCCGGAGAACGUCGUCGAAAAAUAUCCUCUCCAUCCUGAAGUGGACCAGGAAUAUCGUCAUAAUCAUCUGAUGAUACCUCAUAUCCGCACCAUACAGGAUUUCAUCAACGCUGACCCGAAGAGAUAUCCCCCUGAACUCGCUCCAAUACCUAAGAAUCUCACAAUUUGGGAUCGCAGUUUGUAUGAGAUGGAGAAUGAUGCGUACGGCCAAGCGGAAGACAUAGCGCAUGUCAUCGAUGGUCACCUGUCUGCUCUAAGGCAAGGACCAUCCGAUUACUACACGCUCCAACACCUUCGGAACCAAGGACCAUGGAGCCCAAGACACAGAGCAGGCGACCCCCCUACCAUGGAGGUGUUUGGAGCAAGCAGAAAAGCAUGGCGAGUGGAACAUCAUCACCGAUAUGUCGAUCGUCCUCUUAAGCCACAUUCGAUCAUGUCAUGUGUUGCUCAGAUUCGUCCCACUGAUACCAAUCGGGGACUCACUACACACGAGCUGAGAGCCAUUGUGAACACCCUGCUCCUUCGAGUGAAUCAUCAACCAUUCCGCAGAUGUCGUGUUCAUCCAAUUCUGGUUCUCUCUUGCUUGGGCGAUCAUCAGGGGAGAAUCAUUCAGGCUUCGUAUGAUGGAAAGGGGCUAGUCUUGCAAUACUCACAGCUAUGGAACUUUGAGGACCCAGAAAACGCACCAGUGGAAUUGUUCGUUCGGUAUCGGUUGAGUGAGCCAAUUGGUGGUACCUACAAACUGUCUCUCAGACAACAAUAUGUUUUGCAACCCCGUUGA